Gryllus bimaculatus (two-spotted cricket) is the source of this 225-nucleotide messenger RNA. Lineage: Eukaryota; Metazoa; Arthropoda; Insecta; Orthoptera; Gryllidae. The record is from the annotation of a GenBank genome assembly.
AUGCUGGACCUGAAGAGGACUUCAACGAAGAAGAGCUCUGCAGGAGAAGUUAUUGCUCCACAUGGCACAAAUUAUGCUCCCAGACACGGCGAAAGCGCAUCUGCAGUCGAUGAAGUGGAGGAUGCUGUGAGCAAGUGUAUAAAGUUAAGGAUUCUGUGUGCAAAUGGAGGAACCUGUUCACAAGUCUAUGAUGUGGAGGAUCCUACAGUCAAAUCGAUGAAGUGA